This is a messenger RNA of Eucalyptus grandis, 2066 nucleotides long. Its product is annotated as glycosyl hydrolase 5 family protein. The record is from RefSeq and is a predicted model, not a curated record. NCBI's taxonomy places the organism in Eukaryota, Viridiplantae, Streptophyta, Magnoliopsida, Myrtales, Myrtaceae. The transcript is spliced from 6 exons. Bases 1 to 1944 code for a protein of 647 amino acids. Gene Ontology annotation, molecular function: hydrolase activity, hydrolyzing O-glycosyl compounds.
AUGGCAUCCGAGUUGCACUUGUCGUCCAAGGCCAAAGACAGAAGCGCGGUCUGCCUGGACAUGGGUGCCAACAACACCGUGGUGGUCGAGGCCUGCAAGUGCUUGGGCGGCAACAACUCUUGCGAUCUGGCAAGCCAGUGGUUCAAGCUGGCCGACACCAAUAGACUCUGGGAAAGCAAGCUCCAAGUUGGCCGCUGUUACUCGUUAGUGACCAAACUGAAUAGAGCAUCCUCGUUCAAGAUAAGAACGACACCCGAGUUUGCUAUUCUUGAAGACUUUUUGGCUCGACUCUAUUUAGUAUUAUACGGGAAGGUUCAAAAAGAGCAAAGACCCAUCAUGGGAACGCUUCCGAAGUUGCAUUUCCUUCUCCUAAUUUCGACAGUGCUCUUCUUUUCCAUGCCCCAACUCAAGCCUGUGGUCGCUCAGAAACUUUAUGCCAAUUCCCGGUGGAUUGUCGACGGUGAUGGGAGACGGGUAAAGCUCGCUUGCGUGAACUGGCCGGCGCACCUCCAGCCGCUGCUGGCUGAGGGACUGAGCAAGCUACCGGCCGACACGAUUGCCAGGAAGAUUAGAGAAAUGGGGUUCAAUUGCGUGAGGCUCACAUGGGCACUCGAGUUGCCUAUAAAUGAGACACUUGCUUCUUUUACAGUGACCCAAUCGUUCCAGAACCUUGGAUUGUUGGAAUCUCUAGCCGGCAUUAAGUCCAACAACCCUUCCCUUAUUAAUCUUCCUGUAAUGGAAGCCUACAAGUCCGUGAUGACAAGCCUUAGAAACAACCAAGUGAUGGUGAUACUCGACAAUCACAUAACCACGCCAGGUUGGUGCUGCAGUGAAAAGGACGGCAACGGCUUUUUCGGUGAUACAUACUUCGACCCACAAGUUUGGAUGCAAGGUUUGCACAAGAUGGCGACCAUGGCUACCGGCUUUAGCAAUGUGAUUGGCAUGAGCUUGAGGAACGAGCUUCGCGGUCCCAGACAAAAUGUCGAUGCUUGGUAUAAGUAUAUGCAACAAGGUGCGGAAACCGUGCACGCGGCAAACCCUGAUGUCCUCGUCAUCCUUUCCGGCUUCAAUUUCGACACAGACCUUUCGUUUCUCCAGCACAGACCGGUCAACCUCUCUUUCUCGAAGAAACUGGUGUUCGAGAUGCACUGGUACGGGUUCACCGAGAAGAAGGCGUGGCAAUCCGGAAACCCGAACGAUGUGUGCAAAGCAGUGUCGAACAAGGUAAUGAACCAGUCCGUAUUCCUGCUGGGACAAGGGUAUCCUCUGUUCGUGAGCGAGUUCGGUGCCGAUGAACGAGGAACCAAUGUGAACGAUAAUAGGUACAUGAAUUGCUUCAUGGCCAUGGCCGCUGAAUUUGACUGGGACUUUGCAUUGUGGACCCUUCAAGGGAGUUACUACUUGAGGGAAGGAGUGGUAGGGGUGGAGGAGUUCUACGGAUUGUUCAACAACGAUUGGUCAGGCAUUCGAAACUCGAGCUACUUACGUAGGUUAUCGGUCCUUCAAUUACCUUUCCAAGGGCCAGGAGGGCGACAAACAGUCGCUCAGAAGGUCAUAUUCCACCCCUUGACUGGCCUCUGCAUAUUGAGGAGAACACGGCCGACGCGGCUCGUUUUGGGUCCGUGCAUAUACUCGGAGCCGUGGAGUCACACGCCACAGAACGCGCUGGGGCUCAUGGCGGGGAAGCCUCUGUACUUGCGAGCCGUCGGGCUAGGGAGGCCAGCCACGCUGGGCACGAGCCCAACAGAACCUGGCACGAAGUGGGAGAUGAUAUCGGCCUCCGAGAUGCACCUGUCGUCCAUGGCCGAAGAUGGGAGCACCGUUUGCUUGGACGUGAUUGCUAACAACACCGUGAUGGUCGAGGCCUGCAAUUGCUUGAGCAGUGAAAGCUCUUGCGAUCCGGCGAGCCAGUGGUUCAGGCUGGUCGACAGAACCCGGCUCUGAAAAUAACAAUUUCCAAAUUUGGUUAAUUCUACUGUGCAAGAGGAAUUAAAUGUUGUUUGGUAUUCUUUUUGACAGAAAAGGAGGAGGAAGGAGGAAAGAGAACUUUGAAGAAUUUCAUUGUC